AUGCGUCAAGUGGACUUGCAAAAGAACGAUAAGUUGGAGAAAAGGGAUGAUAUCUCUAAUCUUAUCCUUCCUAUCAUUCGGGGCAAGGAUGACGAUGCAAACAUUGUUGAAGCUCCGAGUAAAAUACCUAAAGUACUCGAGCUAUUGCCAUCACCGACCCUGACUAUCGAGCCAACGCUACCGCCGCCGCCCCCUCCUCUCCCACAGAAAGGUUAUUCAGAGCUGACUUGGUGCACAGACCGUUUCGACAAGGCUGUCCUGAAGGCCAUCGAAAGGGAGCAAAUCUACAGGCACAUGGCACGGUUACGAAAGUACAUCGAAGGGAGUCUCUAUACCGCAGCUGGUAUCCCAGACAGCCACGUCUACUGGAAAGCACCUUACGCAAGACAUUUUACUUGCUGUGUCCGAGGUUGCCCACAACUUGGCAAGCAGUUCAGACGGGCGCGCCGUUUCUGGAAGCAUCUAAGAGAAAGUCUAUGGCACUGGAAACUCGUGUCUGAGCGGCCAAUAACGUACCUGAAUGAGCUCUACUUUUCUACAGAGGACCCCGUGAUCCUUCGCUUUGAUGCUCCGGCUGAGAAGGAACACGGCUGGGAUUUCCCCAUCCUCCACAGCGGCGGCCACUCUGGGGUUGACAUCGCCAUCUGA
Thermochaetoides thermophila DSM 1495 is the source of this 648-nucleotide messenger RNA. RefSeq lists its product as uncharacterized. The record is from RefSeq and is a predicted model, not a curated record. Lineage: Eukaryota; Fungi; Ascomycota; Sordariomycetes; Sordariales; Chaetomiaceae. The coding region runs from base 1 to 648 and encodes 215 amino acids. The transcript has 4 exons.